Molecule: messenger RNA, 3657 nt
Organism: Seriola dumerili (greater amberjack)
Lineage: Eukaryota; Metazoa; Chordata; Actinopteri; Carangiformes; Carangidae
Product: ADAMTS-like protein 1
Exons: 14
Coding region: 1-2844 (947 amino acids)
Biological process (GO): dendrite self-avoidance; axon guidance; homophilic cell-cell adhesion
Cellular component (GO): plasma membrane; axon
Molecular function (GO): cell-cell adhesion mediator activity
Source: RefSeq, a predicted model, not a curated record
AUGGGGACUCAGGUGUCUGGUGUCCCAGCAUCCAUCCCCUAUAGCCAACAACUGUGCUCAGUGUCCUGUGGUUUGGGGAUCCAGCGUAGGGAGCCACUGUGUCGCCAGCUGACAGCCAUGGGACAUCAAGUGAUGCUGGCCAGGGAGCUGUGCUCAGGGUUACCCUCCCCACCACUUGUACGAACUUGCCGCAUGAUUGCCUGUCCCAAACACAACAAAGAAAUGAGACCCAAAGACACCCAGAAGGCUCUGGUGAAGAACCUGGUCAAGCACACAGGGAGACGUCCAGGAAAAGCCCGGGACUUUGAGGAGGGGGUGAAACGGUGUCCGCAGCUAAUGAGUAUGCAUCACAUCUAUAUCCAGACCCGCGAGGAGAAACGCCUCCACUUGACCAUCGGUGGCCACGCCUACCUCCUACCAAAUACCUCUUUGGUCAUCAAAUGCCCCGUCAGAAGGUUCCCCAAAGCCCACAUCCACUGGCUCAAAGACGGACGCCCCAUUCCCAGCUCCAAACGCCUGGGCAUCAGCAAAUCUGGCUCUCUAAAGAUCCACUUUGUGGCAGCAGAGGACAUUGGGGUGUACAAGUGUGUCGCUGGAUCCGCCUCAGAUAUCUUCACCCUCCAGCUGAUAGGUAGUGACGGCGGGUCAACUGAUAGACUGUCUACUACCAGUCCUGGUCCCAACUGGGAGGAGAUGCUGCCUAGUUGUCACAGUCACUUCUCAGGUCUGAGGUCGAUCUGGCCUGAAGUUAGUGUGUCUCUGUUGCCCCCUGGUGUCCAGGAGGCCUCACUGCAGCCACGGUUGAAGGAGAGGCUGAUUAAUAUCACCCUGCAGGCUGACAGAGGAGAGAUCCAGCAGGAGCAAGCCUCAGAGCUCAUUUCUUCACUGCUGAGCCACAUGUCUGCUGCCCAGCUCUGGACCCAGAUUACAGAGGAAGGAGUUUAUGCUGAAGACAAACUACACAACUGGUCAGAGCACUCUUCAUUGGACAUGGUUGUGAACAGAGCAGUGAUCAUCAGACAGCAGCAGACCCUUCCACUGGCUUUUCAGAGGAACAUCAAUAUCAGCAUCGGACACAACGCCCUCAUAACCAACGCCACCCGGUCACUGACCAUCCUCUGUCCUGCAGAGGGCUUCCCGUCCCCAAAAAUCAGCUGGACCAAAGAUGGAACUGUACUGCAGCACAGUGACAGGGUAUCAUGGUAUGGCUCUGGAGGACUUCACAUCCUUCAGCCCAGAGCAUCUGACGGAGGCCAGUACAAAUGCACAGCUGCCAACAUGCAUGGUUCUGACUCAGAGACAUCUCAGCUACUGUUGGCAGAGCCACCGGCCAUAGCAGUGUCAUGGGGGAAUUUCUCAGACCAUGGGGCGGUGUUGGGCCACAGCUUGAUGGCCACUGUUGGAGGACGAGUCAGUGUACGCCUAGGCACCAACCUCACUCUGCACUGCCCCGUCACUGGUGUUCCUCAGCCCACUGUGACGUGGCACAGGAAGAAUGGACCUUUAGAUUCCAGUGUUGUCUCCCUUCCCUCUGGUUCACUGUGGAUCACAAAUGUUUCUCUGCACAGCCAAGGCACCUACUCCUGCACUGCCACCAACACCAUAGGAAAGUCCACUGCCUCUACGCUCCUGCAGGUCUACGCUCCAUAUCCAGCUGGAGGAGGCAGGGUUGUUCCAGUCUCACAAGAGCUGAAUAGGAAACGGGUCCUCAUGGCAUCAACCCAUGGAACACAUGUUUUUAUCAAACCUGGAGACAUUCUACGAAUAGGUUGUCCAGUAGUUCCUGACCACAUACUGCCAGUGCGCUGGGACUACAACAACCAGACCCUGAAGGGGGUCUCACGUUCAGCCCAGACCCAGAGUCCUGGUCCGGGUCUGCAGUACAGGAUGCUGGUGGGGGGUCGUGUCCUUGAGGUCAACACACUCCAGGUGAAGUUCUCAGGCCGCUACCAGUGCCAGGCCCUCAUCAACAGUAUGAGACAAAUGCUGUAUGCCUGGAUACAAAUUCACACUAAAGAGUUUGGCUGGCGUUUUGGGGAUUGGAUCACAUGCAGUGCUUCCUGUGGGAACAGAGGGACUUGGCUGCGGAGGAUUCACUGUGCCACUCUGGAUGGAAAGGACGUUCAGCCCACCAUGUGUCAGCACAUACCAAAACCCAUCACCUCCCCAGUUCCCUGCAACAGACAGGACUGCCCUCCCAGAUGGCUGGUAUCAGAGUGGUCAAAGUGUUCAGCCUCAUGUGGUAGUGGCUGGAAACAGAGGCAGGUCUCCUGUCAGCAGCUGGACGCCAGAGGUGAAGUGAGGACCCAGCCAGCAGCUGCCUGUGAGAGUAUAAGGCAGCCCACAGACACAGAGCCGUGCACUGCCAAUAACUGUCCCACCUGGGUCACCAGUCCAUGGGGAAAGUGUUCAGGGAGGUGUUUAGGACCCACCACCACUGUUCAGAAGAGAUCUGUCAUCUGCCAACAUGCCAAUGGCUCCUCAUACACAGACUGUGAUCUCAGGGACAGGCCUUUUUCAGUACGUAACUGUUCCUCAGACCUCUGUGAUGUCCAGUGGCGUCCUGGUGUGUGGCGGGCAUGCACCGUAGUCUGUGGGAGUGGCUUUCAGUCACGCAGGGUGGACUGUGUUCACCGCAAGAGUGGCAGGAUACUGGCUGACCAGCACUGUGCCUGGCUCCAACGGCCCUCCACCUGGCAGCACUGCAACACCACCACCUGUGGGAGUGAAUGCAAGGACACCACCCAGUACUGCAAUGUGGUGAAGAGACUAAAGCUGUGCUACCUGGAUAUGUAUAAACAGAGAUGCUGUGGGUCAUGUUCACAGGAUGCUGACUCCACCUAGUGACAGUGAGCAGUUAUAACCACAGAUGGACACAAGAUCAACAACUGAGCAAAGACUGGGAGGACGUCAUCUGUGAGUGGAUGCUUCGAGAACUGCACAUAUGUAAACUGGACAAGCUGUAGUCCAGUUCUUUGGCUUCCUAAAAGGAAACUCAACAGCAUCUCAAAACGCUGGAAGGAUGAGGGGGCUUCAUUUUCUGAUCUGGAUCCAAUCCAUGUUCACGAUGUGGAUCAAAUGGAAGUUUUGGACUUUCCUGCAAAAACAGAAUAUUUUGUUGCCAGUGACGUUCUAAAAAGGUGGCCCAGCCACAAAGGAAUAUAAUGCUUAUUGUAGAACCUGUAUCGCUGCCCUCAAACUUACACUGAUGUAUUGGUUUGCCCUUUGUUAGCUAUGAAAUAUCAGGCAGUGGUGUAAACCCCAGCUGAUAUGUAAGAUUCAUCAUUCAACAGCAACACAAAAACAGCCUAGAAAAAUUGUAGUCAUACAUUUCUGUCUUUAAACUGUUCUUUAUUUAUUUGUAUUAUUCAAAGGUGUUUUUGUAAAAUGAUUCAUCUGAGAUCAUUAAAGAGAAAUUCUGGGUUAUUACAACAUCGGUCUAAUUGUUAUAGUUUUGACCAUCUUUUCUACUCAAUGAAGUAAUUACCGACAUCUGGAAACAGCAUUACUGAUACAACCAAGAGACACAAGAAGUGAGACAAUGAUCCAGGUUAUAAUCACUUCAGCCGUGUCAUCCAAACUGCUGAAGUUGAAACUGAAUAAAAAUAAAUAUCUACUGUUAUUACUACUGAUUGAAUUGAUGGCCAAAACUGGAAA